Drosophila simulans is the source of this 1055-nucleotide messenger RNA. RefSeq lists its product as uncharacterized. Bases 445 to 828 code for a protein of 127 amino acids. The transcript has 3 exons. Lineage: Eukaryota; Metazoa; Arthropoda; Insecta; Diptera; Drosophilidae. The record is from RefSeq and is a predicted model, not a curated record.
AGGGACCUUUAUGGUGUUGUGCAAAUGAAAAUUAAAUCUAAUAAUCGAACAUAUGUGCGAGUGCACGCAUGUUUGCUGAAAUCUUGACACUCUCGCUCUGUUUGUGGGAGUACUUACCAUUAGUGGCUAGAAAUAUGGUGCAAGUGACGCAUUAAGAGCAUAAAGGAGACCGCACUGGGUCGGCCCACCCAACCCACGGCCACCGAGCCAUAGAGCCAGAGCCAUCAAGCCAUCGAGCCACUAAGCCGUUAAUAACGGGUGCGUUCCUGCGGUCUUUUAGCUGUCGUCGGUGGUUAUCUGCAUCAUAAAUUUGCCAUCACCCUGUUUAAGUCAGAGGAUGUUUGCCCCGAAUCGGGUAUAAAACGAACCGCGGCGCGGCAAAUCGGCACAGUCAUCUUCAAAUCGCUCCCAAGUGCACCAGGCUAACGGUCAACGGCUGGAAUCAUGAAUCUAUAUGUGCUCCUGGCGGUGGUAUCGGUGUUCCUGAACUUCAUUCACGCAGCGCCCAGUGUGGAUAUUUCCAACGACGAACUGCUGGAUGGAAAAUAUCUUUGUGAAGAUCUGCCAGUGUUAAGAGAAUUGUGUAACGGAAACGGCGUGAGUUUACGACAAACCGGACUUCCCAACGACGACCUUUCCACAUCGCCGUUGUUUAACGAGUUUUACAAGCUCUUCCAACGAAAUGUAAAUAUUUUUCUGACCAAAAACAAGAGCCCCGAGUCCUUGCAAGAGCGCUUCUCGAGAACGGUUUCGAAGCGCGGCUUGGACAGCAUUGGCGGCGGCCACUUGAUAAAGCGGACGCAGAGUAGACAGCUGCUAAGCGACUAGAAACCGCCACAGACCCAACUUCCGCUUCCGCUUACGCACCACUCCAUUGACUUUGACAAUAUCGAGGACCGAAAUGAAAAUGAAAUGUAAAUAAGCAGCCUGGUCUUUAUUUUAUAUGUGCAUAUAAAAUGAUGUAGCUCCUAAUUGUUAAUAAAUUAUUGCAUUUGUAAAGAGUUUUACUUUCGCCCUCCAGAGGAGAGUCAUUCAUGUAAAUUCCAAAAAUCUAG